GUUUGUUGUCCACACACUCUGACGCCUCUUGCUCUUCUGCCUCUCUCUCACCCACUCACAACUUCCAUUCACCGUCUCAUUUUUCGACUCGGUGUGUCCUGAGAGCCGUCGAUUAUCGUGAUCGGAUUCCGUUGAUUAAGUAACUACCAAACUUGCGUGCCUUAUUUGUGAAAAAACACUACUGCGCCGUCGCUAGUCUCCGCGCUUAACUUUUAGAACAAUGUUUGGCGAACUCUGCUGCAGCCAUGGUUUUUCUUCUGCUGUACUACUUUCCCCUGGAUCUCUGUGAUGCGGACUGUACCAUGUGUUUUUAGAUUGAUUGCUAUUCAAUUUGGAGUUUUUAAGCGUUUUAUCGUCUUAUCAUGUUGUAAAUCGGAUUUGGAAGUUUAAUGGCAUUGAUUAACUAUCCCUGAUCGAUGGACGAAGGAGCUUCGAUCUUUUAAUUUUUUAUGCAAUUUUAACCGGAUGAUUUUUUAAUUUUAAAUAUUUUAUCGUGUUUUUUACUGUUUGGAUUGCAUCCUGUGAGCGGGCAUGUCGGAUGUGAGCGCGCUCUCCAGGGUAGACGCGUCAAGAUUGUUCUGACCUAUUUUCCAUUGUUUCUGUGGAUGAAUGGAUGACUGCUCCAUUUACAUGCAGCUGAUUGUGAGCCGAUAACGUUAAAUGUCCGAUCGGAUGUCCAUCUGACUGUCUGCACUGUUACGCGAGGCAGUCGGCGCUCUGAUUGUACCCACCAACUGAUGUCUGCAUCGUCCCCAGCGAAGGAAUCCACUGCACAAAAGUCCAAAAGCAAAUCGUCUGCGCCGAUGAAAAAUGGUGGAUUAAAGGGAAAGCAUAGUCGACAGACUGUUGCGGAGGUUGAUCCCGAGGUUGUAAAUAAUGCUAAAGAUCUUAAACCCCGACCUCCGGAGGCGCCCGUGGAUGUCCGCGCCCCCGCGUGGCCCACCAGCGAGGAUCCCUUAAAGAUGUCCCCCAGCAAGGGCAAACCCCCGAAGUCCGCGGAGAAGCUGGUCAACGGCGGCGGCCUCGUGAAUGGAAAUGUGGGGAAAGCGCACAACCUCUUCUUUCCCCCCGCCUUUGCCCCCUUUCCCUCCGCCGCCUUCCCGCGCGGUCCCUCGCUCCUGGCGGGACCGUCCGAGCCCCACCGGAAGCGCAGCACCCCCGCGGAAGACAACGAGAUUCAGAAUAAAAUAUCGGCUAUCAUCGCCGCGGCGCCUACAUUACGACCGGGCAAGAAGAAGGACUCGGGGACGGUUCUCCCGCCGCCGCCUCUCGUCCCGCCGGUACUGCCGCCCCGGGUGGAGGAGGUGUCGAAGAAUGCGUCGCCGCGCAAGGACACCGGGAAGGGAAAGAGUGGAAUGCCGCCCAUCAUGCCUAAAGAAUCCCGGGAGGCGGCAUCGCCCGCCAAGACCGGGAAGGGAAAACGCGGCACGGUACCGCCGCCGCUGCUGAGCGAUCCGAUGGCGCAGUUUGUGGCCGGAGCGCCGUUUAAUCUUGCUGCUUCCACGCCAUUCCUGCUUCCAGGAAAUGCUUUAUUGCAAAAUUUGAUUAUGCCCUCGAAUAUCCUCCUCAACGCCACCGGUCUUCCACCCAACGCGAUGUCACCGGUCUUGUCCCCGACCACAACCCCCAGUUUAUUCCUGAUCCCGACCAAACCCGAGCCUCCUCUUCCGGUGAAGAACUUCAAAAGCUUUAAGAAACAAAAAAAAUCAGAGCCCGGCAAACCCGAGAAGGCGCAGCUGCGCACCCCGGAACCAUCGGGGCUCCCAGCGACAUCCCUCGUCGCCACCUCGAAGUCGUCUUCCUUGGAGCCGGAUCUGGACCAACUGCUGUCCAGUGUGCAGAGCAAAAUCAGCGAAUUCGGAACACUCUCGCGGCAUGCCACCCUCUUCCCCGCCGGUAGUUCCACACUGCCCGUCUCCCCGCCGCUCCCACCCGUCUCCACGGCCUCCCUGCCCAGUUUCGGGACGUUCACGACGAAGAACAGCGAGGCGGUGGGCUUUGGCGCCCUGACCACACCGGCCCUGGGCGCCGUGACGUUCGCCAGUCUGGCGUCCGUCUCUGGGCCGCUGCUGCCGGUGUCGACGCUGAUUGACACCGGGGUCCGAUCGCCGAUGGUCCCGUUGGUGGAAGAGGAGAGUGCGAUCAGUGUGGAGGUGUGUGCGCCGGUUGAUCCGAAAAUCGUUAGACGGAAUGUGCGUUUGAUGAGGAAGAAGGUGGCGCUGAUUGAUCGGGCGCUGUGGGAAGAUGUCGAGGGGUUGACGGGGCAGGUGGAGAAGAUGGAGCUGAGUCCGGAGGGUGCGCGAAAGGGUCGGGAAGUGGCCCGCCGGGAGGGGCAGGUGUCUGUUUUGCCGUUUAAGAAGAGGCUGUACAAGAGUGUGCCCUCCCCGAAACCCAACGAUGCCAACAGUCGGAAUGUCUUUCAAACAGGGAGCAAGAAAGCCACUUCAAACAGUGUCUCGACACCAUCGAGUAGUCCCCCGAAGAAUGCUGCGAAGACCAAAGAGACGCCGCCGUUGGCCACUAUUUCCACGGACACGGAGAAAACGGCCCUGACGGGAUCGGGAAUCGCUCCGAAGAGCGUCCGCAAACCUCGUAAGACCAAAGCCAGUGCUGCGCAAUCCGUACCCGAAGAGAACUUGCUGGUCCCCCGAGACUCUCCCUCCACCUCCCGCGCCUCCACAUCCGCGCUCUCGUUGAAAGUCGUUCUGCGGAAGCCGCGCCUCGACGUCCCGGAGGAUUCCCCGUCCCACUCCCCCUUGAGCACCGUCUCGGUGUCGCCGCCCGCCAGUGUCCUGCCCAGCGGUCGGAAGCGUCCAGCCGAGGGUGGAUCCGGCGGACCGGGUCUGAAACGCCGCACCUCCUCCGUGAUGAUUGCCGAGUUAGGGGAGGAUCGCUUCAACAUGACGAAGAACAUCUACGCCAGCGUUAGUCUGGCGAAACCCAAGAAGGAGGUGAAGGAUUUGGGGGUGUGCCAGUGCUCGAUGCCGCGGAUACCCGGGGAGAAGGGCUGCGGGGAGACGUGUAUGAACCGGCUGCUGUUUAUUGAGUGUGAUCCGGUGUCGUGCCCGACGGGCGAGCGCUGUUCCAAUCAGGGGAUUAGGAACGGGGAGUUUGUGAAGGAUCUGGAGGUGUUCGAUACGGAGAACAAGGGCCGAGGAGUGCGGACCCGCUCGCACAUUAAAGCUGGUACACUGGUGUGUGAAUACCGCGGUGAAGUGAUUUCAGUGGAAAAGUUCAACACCCGAAUGAGCAAAGAAUACAAGGAAUCGCCACACCAUUAUUGUCUGAAGCUGGAUGGGAACACCGUGAUUGAUGCGUACCAGUGCGGAAGUCUGGCGCGCUACAUCAACCAUUCGUGUGCGCCGAAUUGUCACGUGGAGAAAUGGACCGUCGAUGGACAGCACCGGAUGAUCAUCAUCGCUUUCAAGGACGUUGCGGCUGGGGAAGAGAUCACUUAUGAUUACAACUUUGACAACUACAGUCGCCAGCAAAAGUGUUAUUGUGGAGCCAAAUCGUGUCGCGGCAUAAUCGGCAGUAAAAAGCAGAAACUCAACGGUUUAUUGAUGAUGAAGAAGGCCACGACCGCGGACGUCGUCAAUGGUCUGGAUCGGGCCAUGUCCGAGCGCUCGGAUGUUUCGUCCCGGUCCGGAACGAUCCUGACGUCACCGCCAUCCAUCGGUGUAAUAUCCAGGCCGGAGAAAACGGUCUGCAUCCAGCGACGUUUAUUGUUAGUACGGAAUACGCGGAACACGAUAAAAACGGGGACACAACGUGGGAGGGUGUACGAUAGUGGCGAUAUGGAUGUGCGUAUGCCGCGUCCACCGUGGCAGAAGACGUUGGAAUACGUAAAACCCGGUUCAAGACGCUCGCAAAAGCCGCCAAUUCUUCCCAGCGCUCCGUACUUCUUGCAGACCGUCAAGCAGGCUGUGGAGAGCGACGCGGAGAGGAACAGUCUGCCUUUGGAAUCUCCUACCAGCACCGACGGCUUCUUUGUGCCGCAGAAUGAACACUUUCCCGCCAGUCAUUUUCAGCCGGUUCACUGGGAGCCCAGUCAGGAGGAUGUGUCUAUGUUCACCCGGGAGUAUCACGAGCAAGUGAUCCGGUGCGCGUGCAAUGGAUUUCUCGAUGAAGGCCAUCAGAUCGAGUGUGAAUUUUGCAAGUGCUGGCAGCAUACCGAAUGUAUGGGUCUAAUCGCCAAGAAUCUCAACGAGUUCACAUACCAGUGCGAACGCUGCUCCCCGCGUCCCAUCCCCCGCGAAAUCCCGCAGAACCUCCCGCACAGCAGCAAUCCCGACAACCUCGAUCUCUACGUCUCCCUGAUGGUGCCCAACAUUCAGGACUUCCAGCUGCGGGUGGGUGACUGUGUGUACCUCACCCCGAACCGGCGGCCGCCGCCCUCGCGGGACACCGUGUACAAUCUGCGGGAAUUGGAUCUGCUGCGCAUUGAUAAGAUGUUCGUGGAUGCGGAUGGCACGAAGCGGGCGUACGGGCAGCCGUUUCUCUGGCCGCAUGAGACCAUUCACGAAGCGACGCGGUCCUUCUACAAAAACGAGUUGAUUUAUGCGCCGGCCUUCGCCGAGUCGGUGGCGCUGGAGGCGGUGCUGGGGAGGUUCUGUGUUAUGGAGUCGCAGUUGUUCGUCAAGGGGAAGCCACGGGAAUUCCCCCUGGAGCACUGCUAUAUCUGUGAAUGGAAGUACCAUAAGACGACAAAUAUCUUCUCGCGGAUUAUGCUGAAGGAUAGGGUCCCGAUGAACAUGAACAAAUUCUACUUUGAAACGUACACCGAGCGGCUGAGCCUGAAGAAAAACUACAGACCUCAUAAGGUGCCCGUGCUGAAAAAGAAAUUGAAGGCCGAUGCUGCCAAAAGGAAACAAGAAGACGAUUCGCGGCGGAUAUCGGAUCUUAUGAAGGAAAGGUGUGAGAAUAUCCAGAAAAUUACAACCAAGCUGAUACAGAACAGUACGCACAGAUCGGGAAUAACCGUCAAACAAGGAAACCGUGGACGUUCCAAGGCGGAUUAAUACGAUGUGUUGGCCUUUGAAGUGGUCUCUGCUCAUUUGACUGGUCGCCUGCCUAUUGCAGCUGUAUUGGGUCUUUUCCGGGGGAAACUCUUCCAGAUUUCCGGGGACACUGCGGGACAUUUUUGACAUUGUACAUUUUGGAUGGAGAAAAAGGCAGUUUAUACAGGCUCUUGUUGUUUGCCCGUUAUAGUAUUUGUAUCACGUUUCCUCUGCAGUAAUCUUCAUCAGACGUAUCAGGGAGAAUUUAUAUUACGUUUACAGGGGGUAUUAUUUUUUGGUGGUUUUAUGAAGGUAGCUAUACAGAAAUUUUUCUUUUUGUUUUUUAAACGAAGUUUUAAGAUUUUACUUUUUCCGUGUGGCAUAUGUGUGUCGUGUCUUUUCUAAAUUUAUUUAUUUUUUAUGUUUAUUUUCUUUCCCGUGUGUGUUCUUUUAAAAUACCCGUCGUUCGUUGAUGUACAUAAACUGAAUCGGAAUGAUACUUGUGCUAAUAAAAAUUAAAGUUGA
Paramacrobiotus metropolitanus is the source of this 5525-nucleotide messenger RNA. Its product is annotated as probable histone-lysine N-methyltransferase lin-59. The record is from RefSeq and is a predicted model, not a curated record. Bases 738 to 5021 code for a protein of 1427 amino acids. Gene Ontology annotation, cellular component: nucleus. NCBI's taxonomy places the organism in Eukaryota, Metazoa, Tardigrada, Eutardigrada, Parachela, Macrobiotidae. The transcript has 12 exons. Gene Ontology annotation, molecular function: histone methyltransferase activity; chromatin binding; protein binding.